Paramecium octaurelia is the source of this 480-nucleotide messenger RNA. The record is from the annotation of a GenBank genome assembly. NCBI's taxonomy places the organism in Eukaryota, Ciliophora, Oligohymenophorea, Peniculida, Parameciidae.
AUGCAAUAUCAUUAAUUUGAUAAGAACUUGUCUCCCUUACAAAGAUUGACUCUCUUUCACGAUGGUUCAAUGACUAAAUUCUUAGAAUUAUACUUUGCGGAGAAUGUUUAAACAGAAGUCAUCAAAGAAUCCUCUCAAUUUGAUGAUGAAUAUUUGUAUGAUUGGAAACAAUUCAUACCAGAUGCUCAAAUCUAAAGAGAAGUCAUCCUUAAGAAUCAAUCCAAAGGAAAUCUCAUCUAUGCAAGAUCACUUUGGACUAAACUUAAUUAUGAUAAAAUUAUGUAAGGCAACAAAAAUAAUGCUAUUGGCAAGAAUCUUGAAAAAAAACAAAUCUCUUAAAGAAGACAGAUUUUAAUUGCUUGUUAAACUAAAUUACCAACAUCAAGUAAUCUACCUAUUAGAGAUGUUUUAAGUAGAGCCUAUCUUAUUUAUUAAGAAGAUGACCUUCUUAUGUAUAUUGAAGAAUACAUGUUAUUUUGA